AUGGAUUGUGUAUCCCAUGUGCGCCGCAACUUGAAUUUGGCUGCAAGCAUGCUCUACAAGGAGCGAUUUUUUGAACCCUCCGCAUUCAGUGCCAGCUUCGUGGAAAUUAACAACAUGUUCGAGGAACUACGCCGUCAGUUUCUGCUGAAAGUGGAUCAAAAUCAUCUAGAGUUGACCGCUUGGCAGAAGAACUGCGUCUUGAUAUCGGAUUAUUUCGUUUAUCAUCGUUUCUUACUGCUCAAACAGCUUACAUUUUUCUUUAAUCACAAAAAAACUACCAAAAAAAUGCCGUUUGUAUUUGCCAUUGCUUGUUUUGAAGCCAGGAGAAGUCAUAAAUUGCUCGGCUUGAGAAAGUCUAGGCAUCUAAGAUGAAAUACAUGUGUUUUUAAUAUAUCUGACAAAAGCUUUGUUAAUUCAUAUAGGAUUGACAAGCAUACGUUCAAAAAGGUUUUGGAGGUAGUAAAUCCAGAUUUGCAAGUGACUAAAUUGUCACACUCAAUUCAAUUGGCUGCUGUGUUGUGGUACCUGUCUACUGGCUGCUAUCAGUGGCCAAGGACCAUCAUAUAAACAUUGGACGCAGCACAUUUGGAAAGAUUCUUUGAAAGGCUUCUCUGUCGGGAUGAUAUAUCCCUGCAAAUGUCUAGGCAUCAAAUGCAGAAAUCUUCCGUAAACUUCUUUACAAGAUAUCAACUGCCAAGAAUAGUUGCCUGUUUGGAUGGAACUCAUGAAGCCUGUAAACAAUUCCUGUUUUCUUUAAUAGAAAGGGUUAUUACUAUUUGGUGGUAACACAAGUCAUCACAAGUAUAUAUAUAAAAGGGUAGCAAUGCGACGGUUACUGUUCCAUGACCUCGGAUUAUCAGCUUUAACUUCACCAUAUACAUAUGUAGCUUUCCUCUGAUGUGUCGGCAUUUUAUUAUUAUAAGACCACUGGAUGGCCCGAAGUUAAGUGCGCUCGCAGCUAUUAUGUUCCUUUAAAAUGUGCCAGACUUUAAAAUGGCAUCCCUAAUCAUGUGGGCAAGCUGGCCAAUCCCUGUGAAAAUUACUACAACCAAGACUGCUGCGAGUAGAACAUUUGUUACACCAACGACUUCUUCUUCGAUAUUAUACAAAUGCUGGAUCACAAGGUUAACCAGAACUUGGUUGAACUAAUGGACGAACUAGAGCGCAGUUCUGAAUUGCCGCUCUUUAAGGCAUCCAGUGUAGAUGGAAGGGUCUGUCGUUACUACCUCAGUUGCCGUGGAGCACCGCGAAAUAUGGGAGAUUUGGGCCAGUAACUAAAAAUAGUUUCCCCAGGCGAAGGACUUACAUGGCCCCAGUUUAUCCCGAAUGGUAGUUCUUGGCCCCAGAAUUAGAUAUGGGAAUAUAAUAGGUGCCAUACCCAGCGCAUACCCAGAACUCCAAGUGUUGGCGCGCAAAUUUGGGUACUUUUCUGUCCUCAAGGAACUAAUAGAGAAACAGGAUGCCCGGGUGGUGGCCAGCUACAUAAUGAUUCGAUUGAUGAAUUCACGGACGGCAGAGAAUCCAUGAAGUGUAUGUACACCGCAACAUGAAUUUGGCAGCGAGCAUGCUCUACAACGAGCGAUUUUUUGAACCCUUUCAGUGCCAGCAUGGUGGAAAUUAAGGACGACGAUCAAAAUAAUAUAGAGUUAAUCGCUUUGCAGAAGACCUUCUUCGAUAAAAAGGCAGAGAAAGUUGAGAUCAACAUUAGAAAUCCGUGAAAAACCGAUGAUCUUCGCAGUUUCGUCAGCUAGAACCAACACCUGAAAGGGCACUAAGAGGAGGAGGAUAUUGUAAUUAUAGUACCACUUGGGAUAUAGCAAGAGCCAUUUUUAUUUUGGGACAUCACUUAAUAAGCGCCUUUGAUACUGAAGGCAUUACAAUUGACACCGAUGGAAACGAUCAACAAUUUCGAUAGCAACGUUUCGAAGAAGGAGUCACUUGCUUGUUAAGCAAUGGAAAGGAUAUCGAUGAAAGCAUGGGUGAUAUUGCUGGAACUCGCCUAUUCUACAUACUCUAAAAAGGCGAAGAAUCGAAAACGUUUGGACUUUACCCAUGUGCCACCGGAGCAGUUCUUCUGCGGCAAUAGCGAUAAUACUCACAUUUUUUAAGGCAUUAGGGAAACCAUUUUUUUUGCAAAAAAGUUAUAUAUAUACAGUGGGGAGCAAAAGUGAUUCCACGAUCAACGUUUUCAUUUUUGAGCUCACUUAAAUAUAAAACGAAUAAUGUAUCUGACAAAAACUUUUUUUUUAUUGAACACCUUGUUUAUUUCUUACAAUUAGGCGUAAAUAGCAAAAUAUAAAAAGAAAAAAUGAAAAAGUAAUAAUUCAAAAACAAAAACCAGCGGCAUGUACUCAGUUUUGCACCAUUUUAGAAAAAAUACAAAAUAAAUUCAUUAUUAAUAUUUUUUCCAAGACCCUUAUUUUCUAUGACAUUUUUCUUACAUUUUGUUUUGACAUACUUUCAACUAGUUUUUCGAAAAUUUCAUUUUGGAAUAUUAUUCCAGUCCUGUUCAACACGCCCCCAAAGAUUGUCCAAGUUGGAUGGGACUGACUGAUACUGUCUGAGCCGUCUCUUUACGAUUGACCAUAGGUUUUCAAUCGGAUUGAGGUCGGGACUUUGCACUGGCCACUCCAUCAUCUUAAAAUUUUGGUUUCCGAUCCAUUCUUGAACAAUUUUCACAGUGUGCUUGGGAUCCCCAUCUUGCUGAAAAGUGAUUUUCUGAUCUGGGAAGGCAGUCUUGUCAAGAAAAUUGGGAAGAUGGGUUUUCAAAAUGCUCAAAUAGUGUUGCUUUCGCAUAAUAGACGGGAUUAUUUUGGAGUCUGUAUCUCCAAAAACAUAGAAGCAGCGCAAGUUUGUCGAUUCAUGUUGCCACGCCCACUCUAGUUGACAAAACUAUACGGUAAAUUACGGCGUAAAUAAACCCAGGAAGAAGAACUGCGGCCAGCACCAAUAAUAUUGAGUCCAAGAAAAACUCCCAAUCUAAUUUAACUUUUUCCGCAGAAUCCUUAUAACAUUUGAUGGGAUUAAAAACGAUAAAGUACUAAUUUAAGAGCGAUAAAUGUACUGCUUUAAGUUUGGGAAAUACUUAAAAUAAAUAUUAAAAAUACUUGAACCAAACACGUCCAAUUUUAAUAUUAUAUGUGCAUUACAAAUACCGUGCAUUUGUACAAAUUUAAAACUGAAGUAUGAAUAUUUUUAUUUUCAGAGCAAACACUUUUUAAGAACGAAUCAUAUUUAUUGUUUAUUUACACGAAUUUAAUAAUUUCGUUAUUGAUCUUUAUAUAUAGUACAUAUAUACAUAAAAACUUCCAUAACUUUUUUCCUCAAAAUUAAAUUGUUACACUUUUCUUAAAGUUCUUACAGCUAAACAUAUUUAACGAAACGUGCUGCUAAACAAAAUAACAAAUAGAAAGUCCUGGGCAUCUAUAAAAACUGAAGAAAGACAAAUAUAACUAUAAGUAAAUAUAAAUUUUGUUAUUACUUAUAUUACCUUCAUUUAUUGCCGACUUUGCGUCGGUAAGCUGUUGCCUGCUGAGAUGGUUUUUAAUCUUCCUAUCGUAAAAAGGAAACACUGCGCUUCAGGUCGUCCUAUUUUGAAACCAAUGCAUGCUCUUUUUCUGGGCAUAUUUCUCAGAAGUCGAUUUUUAACUGUAAAUAUUACACAUUAAUUCAUAGAUUUAUUUUAUUUAGAAAAUGAAGUUAACAUUUGGCAACACAAAAGUUUUAUACACAUACAUCCAUACAUACAUGCAUACGCAUAUACAUAUAAUAUGUGUGCAUGCAAACACGUGCGCAGGCCACCGACGCACUAUAGGGUCAAAAAGCUGUGAAGCAAGAAGUAAAACUUCGAUAUUUUUUUAAAAAACAUGGUAAGCAACCCCCAUUUUUUACUUUAUUGGUUUAUUUUAAGAUUAUAUUUUUUUUAGAUCAAAAAAUUAAUUUUUGUAAAAUGAAAAAAAAAAUUGUGUUGUUUUUUUUUUGAAGGCCCAUUUUUCAACAAAUAUAUUAUAUAUCAUGAACAUAAAUCAAAAAACAGAACUUAAAUAUGUUGCUUGGUUCUCGAGUUAUUAAUUAAUUCCACAAAAAGUGGUCGUUGGCCCCAUAGUGCGACGAUUUAUGUAUGUAUAUAUGUACAUACUUUAAUUAAAGAUUUGUACUUACCCUGCAGAAAAAGGAACACACACACCGUCCCCAUUUCCUCUAAUGCCGUCUUAAGCUCACUAUCUGAUGUGUCUACAUUUUCACUUACCAUUUUCACUUUAUUCUUCAGUUAUUUCAUUUAAUUCACUUUGUGCUUGUUACUCCAGGAACUUUUUGACACUAAAUGAGAGCCGUGUUGCAAUCGAUUAUCAAAAAAUAUAUAUGUUUCUUCGACAACACAGAAGAAUGGCUGGAUAUAUUUAUAUUGUGAAAUUCGAGUAAAACUAGUACUUUUCUAAGUACUGUUGUCUUACAAAUUUUAAGUACGACAGAUAACAUUUUUAAGAACGUUCCUUCUCAAAUUAUUCGUUCUUCAGUUUUCUGAGUGUAUUAUUUUCUUAAAUUUAAACACGUUUAAAUGUGCUUUGCUUUUAAACGAUUUGUUACUUUUGAGCCCAGGCCCAUUCCAAACCGAACUCAACCGGACUGAUUCCCGACUCACCAUACUGUGAGUCCAAGGGGUGGUCAAAUCGCCCGACUGGAAGACCGGAGCAAAAGCCUGAGACAACAGAAAAGUCGGGCGAGCAGCAGGUGAAACGGGCUCAGAGCUGCCUGGUGGGAAAUGGUAUGGAAACCUUUUUCUGCGAUGCCAAGUAUAUCAACAAAGGACCUAGCUAAGUUCUGAAAAAGGUGUACCGAAGUUUGAUGCAAAGUAUCUCUAAAACAGAAGAUUUAUGACUAAAUGAUUAAAAGACCUUUAAUUUUUACAACAUACUUUAAACAACGUUGAGAAGUUUUAUUAAAAAUAUACAAUUAUUAAAUCUUACUUUGGUAGAGCAAUAUAUAUAUAUGUACAUAUAUGUAUGUACACAACUGACAUCCGACCCGAAAAUCUUAUUAUUCAAAUUUUGUAAUAUCGAUCCGUCCCGAUGAAUACAAUUUCCAUCUUAUUUAAAUUUCCUGUGCAUUUGCCACCGGGCAUUUAUAACUUAUCACAAACGCUCAUUAUUCAUGAUUAUACUUUGGCUUUUGUGCAAAAUUGUGCAACUACCGCCGCAGUCCUGGCUCACAUGGACUACUGGCUGUCUGGUCUGUCAGAGGUUUCCUAUUAUUGCGGAACUCCCCACCACCGCUCCCAGUACCAUUCUCAAACCCAGUCAAGUCGAUUGAAAAAGUGGGUGAUACAUCUUUAACUGGUCAGCUAAUUGCAUCAAUCACAAUCUGUUUGAGAAACUGCAUCGACAAUUAAGUUAAAUGUCGGGCAUUUCCCAAUGAUGAAGUGCCAGACUAAAGUUGUAAUCAAGUUGGAUGAACUUUAUAAAAAUUACCCACCGAACGGUGAGCUCAAACGACUUGUAAUUGGCAUCAUCGGGAUAGUUUCCGGAUACCCUAUCUGCCAUAAGCACAAGCUUCCCUUGGUUUUUAAUUACUUUUCCACGUAAAGCUUAUCAUGAGCUCGUCCUUUUUGUAAGCUACGUUCUCGUAUGAUUAUAAAUUCUUGGGAAACAAUUUUCAUAGUUUUAAACCGGGGAAACGGAAAUGAAAAUGGACUGGGGUACUGACAUUGGUGCUGGUAAAACUCUGUUGCCGAAUUUGUGAUUACGACAACCGGAAGGACGUGGAUUGUAGUUUGCAAUAGUUAUAGUGGCAGAAAUAGUAGUAGUAGUAGUAGUAUUACGACGUAUACUAUAUUACUACCGCGACCAAGAGCAACAAAACAGCAGUAGCAACAGCAGAAACAGCAGCAGAGUCCAGAGUGCAAACCAAUUGAAAUUAAUUUGCAUAAUAUAAAUGUGAACAUUAAGCAAUAGAAUGGAACCGAAUCCACUUUUCACAGGAAGCUAAUUCUGGGAUUAUUCACAGUUUACUGAACAUAGUUUUCUUGCACAAAAGUUCUUGCUCCCAAAACAGUUUUUCCCUUCCGACCUCACACUUUCUGCGCUUUUCUUUUCACAUUUUCAUUUAGCAUUUGGCGUUAAUUGCAUUGCAUUCGGUUUUAUUAGUGGCUUGUUUAAUAUUUCUUUGAAACUUUUAACCUGUACUGGUUUCACUGAACUUUAUUAUGUCCUACUUCACUAAUUUGUAUAUAGUGUUUGGUUACCCCUAGAAUAUUUCUCCCCUGUGAUGUUAAGAUACAAUAUUAUGAUGUACGGAUUCUUCACUUAAUAUAUAAA
Drosophila yakuba is the source of this 6314-nucleotide messenger RNA. RefSeq lists its product as uncharacterized. The record is from RefSeq and is a predicted model, not a curated record. Lineage: Eukaryota; Metazoa; Arthropoda; Insecta; Diptera; Drosophilidae.